This is a messenger RNA of Arachis stenosperma, 985 nucleotides long. RefSeq names its product probable calcium-binding protein CML21. The record is from RefSeq and is a predicted model, not a curated record. Bases 46 to 717 code for a protein of 223 amino acids. Gene Ontology annotation, molecular function: calcium ion binding. The transcript has 4 exons. Lineage: Eukaryota; Viridiplantae; Streptophyta; Magnoliopsida; Fabales; Fabaceae.
AUAGCAGAGGCAUUCUGAAUCCUACUUGGGUUUAUUGAGUUUUCAAUGGGAGGUGUAUUCGGAAGGCAUGAUAGCCAUAAAAGAUGGAUUUACGGAACCAAAAUUGAGAAUAAAAUUGUUGAAGCAAUGCAAAAGAGGGAAUCUAAAGGAUCUUCGGUGAAAUCAUUCAACACUAUAAUCUUGAAAUUCCCAAAAAUUGAUGAAAGCUUUAGAAAAUGCAAAGCCAUAUUUGAGCAGUUUGACGAGGAUUCGAAUGGGGUAAUAGAUCGAGAAGAGUUGAAAAAUAGUUUCAGUAAACUGGAAAUUUCAAUUACUGAGGAGGACUUGAAUGAUCUCUUUGAAGCAUGUGACGUCAAUGAACAUAUGGGAAUGAAGUUCUCUGAGUUCAUUGUACUCCUUUGCCUUGUCUACCUUCUCACGGACGAUCCAGCAGCCCUUCACAUUAAAUCACAAAUUGGGUUGCCGGAUCUAGAGGCCACGUUUGAGACUUUGGUUGAUGCAUUUGUGUUUUUGGACAAGAACAAGGAUGGUUAUGUCAGCAAAAGCGAGAUGAUUGAGGCGGUAAAUGAAAGCCGGGAGCGUUCUUCUGAAAGAAUAGCAAUCAAAAGAUUUGAAGAAAUGGAUUGGGAUAAAAAUGGAAUGGUGAGCUUCAAGGAGUUCCUUUUCGCGUUUACUAGGUGGGUCGGAAUUGAUGACAAGGAAGAUGAAGAGGCCUGAGGCCUGAAGCUUGUCAUCUAUAAGUGCCUUAUACUGCUUCUGUUGUUAGUAGCUGGUAAUAAAAAAACAAAAUGUUUCAGGCUCCAAAGAAACCUGAAAAUUAAAAAAAUGGAGGCUUUUCUUGUUUUAGCUUGCAAUAAAGGGCUGGUUGCUACACUUUGAUCUGCAAUAAAUCUUUCAUAGAUGAAGUUCAUUUGUAAAUAGUCAGAAAAGUGUGUAUAACUGUGAGUGCUAUGUUGAAGAUGUGUUAAAAUAUUUUACCUUGUAA